AUGAGCGCAGAUAGCAUCCUUCUCCAACAAAUCAGCAAUGCCUGUCGAGAUGGCCGUAUUUGUGCGGCAGUGGCUUCUGAGAUCAAAACAUACUUUUCUACACCAUUUAAACAAAGCCAUGUGAAUCCAACGUCUGGUAUUGCCGUUGCGGGAUUUGGAACUACUACUACUACUACUAAUACUAAUACUAAUACUACUAUUGGUGGAAAUCCUUUGCCCACGACUGGACCUUCUCUUGCAGGAACAACAAUGGGAUUUGGUGGAUUCUCUUCAUCCUCCUUUACUCAACAACAACAACAGCAACAGCAGCAGCAGCAGCCACUUUCCAUGUUGAGUGCUGUAGGAGAGAGUUCAGUUACUCAAGUUGGGGCACUGGAUACACCAAACGAACAUGUAUCGAAGGCUAAAUUAAUGCUUUCACUUCUCACACUUUGCGGAGAACCUGAACGGUUAAAUGGUGUGAAUGAUGCGAUUGGGGCUGUUGCCUCUACUGCUGCGGCUGGUAUUGUGCAGUUUAUUAAAACAGAGAUGUCCUCCAGUGCACAAUCGUUAUUAGGCCAUACACAGGCUGCUGCCUUAUUUACUGCACAUGGAAAAUCUAAUCCUAUUCUUCUUGCCGCACAGUGUCUUCUUCUACUCACCCGUUACUUUCAAAUGCAGCGAUCGUUGAUACAAGAUUUAUGUGGAUUGGUGGAACUUCUUUUAGAGGAAGUUCGUCGACACACACACAGUGGUGUUGUGAACUCACAUUCAUUUCGUCAACAUCCCUCCACCGCUGGUAUCUGUGCUGUUACUUGGCUAGUGACAGUCUCUAUUACCAAUACAUUGGCCGUAUGGCGAAAACUUCGUGAUGUCUCUGGUGAAGUAAAGGCAAAUGUGUUACUUCACUCUAAUGUGGCUACUGAAGUGGAGGAAUGGCUUUUGAAGUUGCGAUCGAAGUUUGAACGUCUGCAGACAACGGGUUCAUUUGCCUUCUCUGGUACUGGACAUCGUGUAGGGGAAUAUCAACCACCACCACUACCACCAACAUCAUCAUCAUCAUCAUCAUCACAACCGUAUGAUCCGGGAUUUCAUACAUAUAAUGGACAACAUAGUCGCUCAUUGUCUAUUGUAGAAGGUUAUAUAAGUAUGAUUGUAUUAUCUGUGGGUAUAUUUUUAUCUGGAAAAGAUUGUGAACGUGGUAUGGAAAAGGUAGUGGAAGCCUUUAUUGGUGAUCGUUGUCAAUCACCUAAUACAUUAUACCGUGGAAAGGCAAUGAAGUAUUUUGUGCAAUUAGCCCCAGCACAGGCUACAUUGGUUAUUCCCGUAGAAUCUAUUUACAUUAUUCCAUAUGAAAUGGCAGCUUAUAUGUUUGAUGAGAUGCUUCCUGCUAUUAAACAUGUAGCUGAUAUUGAUGUUCGCUCAUGUGUACGAUAUUUAGAGGCCUUACAAGCAAGUACAGAUGUUUUACAAAAUGAUAGGAAUGGUGUUACGGGAACGACUACAUCUCUCUCAACAGGAGGAGGAGGAGGAGGAGGAGGAGAUCUUCAACAACAUGGAGUUGGAAUGGUUGCAUAUGAAUUAGAACAACCCUUUAUAUCAGAGACGGCACAUAUUUUACAAGCUCUUGCGAUAUGUCUUGAAAAUCUUCCUUCUUCUGUACUUAAUCCUGAUAUAGAAUCGGAUUGUGCGGUAACGUUUUUUAUAUUUAAAAAUUGUGUAACCCACAUGCGAUCUGUAUUUCAAACCCAACGACCAAAUACAUUAUGGGAACCAUAUACGUUAAAACUGGUCACGCAUUUUUUAAAUGUAUUAGCCAUGAUUGGAAGAAAUCCACAAUAUACAGAACGAGUGGUGGUGUUAUUUAGUGAAAUGCAGGUGGAUUGUACGGAAUUGCAGUGGUCUUCUCUUAUUGGACAAGCACAGGAGUGUGCGGGAGUGAAUGGAAGUGCAUCUUCCCUGUUAACAUUGGAUGUUGGGGGCACAGGCGUCGGUGGUUCACUCGCGGCAUUGCGAAAACAACAGGGAACUUCAACAACAACAACUGCAACCUCUACAGCUGCGGCUGCUGCUCAUAUGAAUACUAUUCAUACUAACACUACAACGACGUCAACAGGAUCAAGACAUCGUCAAUUUACAACGGAGUAUUUACUAGAAAAACAACAAGCAUAUGUUUCUAGUGUAUUUAUAUUAUUACGUCAAAUGACAACACAUCCACUUAUUCGAGAACAGAUUCGACAAUAUAUUACACUUGGUACAGCUUUAGAGUUUCUCUAUGCACCUCGACUGUCGCAGCCUGUAUUGGGAAAAACACUUUCAUUAAUUGCUUCCCUUAUUACAAGUAAAGAAGAGGCAUCACAAGUAUGGACUUUUCUUGAAGAAAAUCAUCUUCUUCGUCCAGCUGCAGAUGGUACGGUUACAAGAACAUCCUCAACCGCUAAGAAAACCAAUACGUUAGGGAGACAAAGUAAUCAAUUGCAUGAUAAUAAAGAAGGUAAUGAUGAUCUUACUGUGGUGACGGUAGAAGCCCGUUCAUUACUUGGACAUUGUCAAUAUGAAUGUCAUCAAGCUACCUAUAGUAUUACGAUAGGCUUUUUAGAUUUAAUGAUUGCCAUGUUUAAAUAUCAUGUACCUUCAGUUUCACAAAUUCCAACCUAUACGUUAGUUAUUCGAUUUAUUGCGGAGGAAAUAUUUCGUGGUGUAUUGAGACGUUUCUUUUCUUCUAUUAAUGAACGAUAUACAGUGGCAGCAUUAGCGGCAGCCGCUUUAAAUCGUGCUCUUUCUUUACGUUUACCCUUUACCACUACUAAUAAUAGUAUGAUUCCAUUUACAGUGGUAAUGGCAUGUUCAAAAGCUCCAGCAGAUGUAUUAGGAGAAGCAUUAGAAAUUAUUUAUGAAUCUUCUUCAGCACCAAAUGAACUUCUCAGUUAUCAACGAGCGGCGGUACGUCAAUGUUUAGCUCUCUUAGAAACGGCUAUUACGGUUAAGAAUAAACAAGGAUUAGAUAGUUUAUUUACCUUUGAUGCGAGAACGGCUAGUAAUACAGAACUAGCUUCUCAAUUACUUCCUUUAAGUGCUUCUCCAGAUUGUUUAUUAGCCAGAAAAGCUUUACAAUUAUUAUUAUUACUUCCUCAUUCCACACUCAGUGAAGCUGCACGACAUUGGUUUAGUAGACCAGAUGCAUUAGAGAUGGUCAUUACACCAUUUGUAGCUUCUCUCUCCGUAGAUGCUGUAAGUAAUCCUAUUAUUCACGUUCCACCAGCUCUUGCGGUAUUAGAUCAUGAUGAAGUUCAAUUUAUGUUACCACAUGCUGAAGUAGAAACGAAAUCUCUUAUUUUAGAUCUUCUUAUUCAACAUGCAAGAGAUCCACAAACUUCUAUUACUUCUUGGCUUUGUGGUUAUCCAUUAUAUGGAUCUACAUCUGCAGAAUUAUUAAUGGGUUAUUGUUUAGAACCUGUUAUUAUGGGUGCGAAUAGCCGAGAAGUAGAGGAAACUCAUCCACAUAUUGCUGUAAAGUAUGUGAAACUUUUAUAUCUUCUCUGUGCGAAUCCUUCUCUCAGUACACCGAGUCUUCAUCGAUUAAUGAAGAGAUGUGGAAAUGAUGAAAUGUUUUAUGUAUUACAAUCACUUCGACCCAAUCAUUGUUCUCCACUUAUAAUGAGUAAAUAUGCAUUUGUGAUGAAACUCUUAGCGCUUGAUAUUUUUAAUAUUGGAACCAAAACACCAGAAGAAUUAAAUGCCUCAUCUCUCUUGACAUCUAAUUCUGGUUUGGUGGAACUUUUAUUUUUACUCUUACGAGCCUCAUCACAUACUUCUCUCGGUAAUAAUAAUAAUAAUAAUAAUGAAUUAACCGUUAAUGAAGGUUAUGAUGAUUCCAGUAUGGCUGAAGACUUUGCCCAAUGGCCAUUACUUUGUUUAAAGUCUCUUCCCGCAUUUCCAACGAAUUGUAUGGCUCCUGGUGGGGCAGAACGAUAUAUUUUCCGUGCUUCUGAUGAUAUUCCACAGUAUUCAAUUCCUUUAAUAUUUGAAGCUUUACAAAAAGAGAGUUUAAUAGAUAAACAAAAAAGUUUAUCUGCGCAAGAAUUAAAAGAACGAUUAGGUGUAUUUGUAAAAGCAAAUGAGUGUCUCGCAGUGUAUGCAGGUGGAGUUCAAUUUAUAGAUGGUUGGUGUAGUUUAGCGAAUAUUGCUGUUACGAUGUUGGAGAGUAUAUCAAGUGAACGUUUGGUUUACUUGGCUCAAUGCAUAUUAGAAGCUAUGCAAAUGACAUCUUCUCUUACAAUAGCCGCUCAGGAACAAAUUGUCUUUAGACUUAGUGAAACCCUUGCUACUGUGAUGACACAAUUGAAAAGAAGAAAUAUUUUUAAUAAUGGUAAUAAUAAUAAUAAUAAUAAUAAUAAUAAUAAUAAUAAUAAUAAUAAUAAUAAUCGUCAUGAAGUCAGUAAUAUGAAAUUAAAUGGUGGAAAUGAUACAGAGAUGAUGAUGAUGAAUACAUCGCGUGGACUUUCAAAAACGACAACACUUGUACCAGUGAAUAAAACAAAUCUUUCUAUAUCUAGUGGAAGAACAAGUCGUGGAAUGAAGAGAAAUUUAGGAGGAACACUUAUAGUAAGUGGAGAAGAAGUAUCUGGAAUGAUUGGUAGAUCAUUAGCCAAUACAGAAAGUUUACAAUUAUUAAAAUCAUUAUUAAUUACAACAGUUCAAUGGGGACCUCGUGUACCUUUAGCACGACAACAUUUCUAUAAUGCUAUUAUGUUAUUUCUUGAUAUUCCUGGUAUUUCUGUGGAUGAUAUUGCACUUCAACGAUAUUAUAAUGCUCUCUUUACAGUUAUUGUUCAAGAUAUAUCCGCAACGGCGUCUGUUAGUUGGAAUGGAAAUAAACCCGUUGCCUUAUCUCUUCUUAGUCAAUUAUUACAUUUAUCUCCACAGUUGUGUGAAAUGUUGUGUGUUCCCUCCUCUGGUGAUGGGGCAAGUCCACAGUUAAUGACAUGUAUGAUGAGUGCUUUUCAAACUAUAGAUGAAUCCAUUUCCGCCUUUUUUGCCCAUGGAGGUAGUGAAGUGAGUUCUAUUUUAUGGAUUGUACAAAUUGUAUUUGAUUUACUUAUGCUUAUAUCUCAACAACAUGCCAUUCAAUUAUUACAUAUUAAUGCCUUAUCCCAUUGUAUGACUAUGAAAGUCUGGAAAACAAGUGCACGGGUUAUGUUAGGACAUAUUAAUAAUACAUCUGAUACUUUUAUAAAUGGAUCAGAAGAUAUUGAAGUUUAUAAAGAAGUGAUAAAAAGUGUUCUUCUUUCUACUAUAAGAUGGUUUAAUGUUUUAUUAUCUACAUUAAAUAAUUCAGAAACUGUGAUAAUGUCUAUUGCGGAAUUUCUUCGUGCAAAUCAAUAUUUAUUUCAAACCGUUUUAAGUUCACCAUUUGUUGGUUCUCAUCAACGACAUGUGAAUUCAUUAACACUUGAUCUUAUGAGUGAAAUUGGUGGAUUAUUAUACCGUUUAGCCUGUUCAUCCCUUGCAGAUGAAUGCCGAACAUUAGUGCAAGUAUUUGCAUUACCGGAUUUACUUGUACUUUUAACAAAGAUUGAAUUUAUGGAUAGUUGUAUCUUUAUUCCCGAUAUCACAGAAACUACUAUUACUACUACGAAUACUGGAGCCACUACUACUACUACUACUACUACUACUACUACUACUACUACUACUACAGCGACAACAACAACAACAGCAGCAGCAGCAGCAGCAGCAGCAGGAACAACAACAACAACGCCAAUUGUUGUUAAUCAAACAGGAGGUUCUCUCCCUUCAAAUCGUCAACGUCAAUUGUUAUCGACGGCUACUCAAAAUAUAUUAAUGUUUAUUCUUCGUGCUGAAAAUCUAGUUUCUCUCUUCUCUGCAUGGGGUGAAAAUCCAGCAGCAGCUGCAGCAGCAGCAACCACUACUAAUACAAAUACAGGAAAUGAGGAACCACCGCAUUUAUUGGAUGAUCCACGAAAUAAAGUUCUCAUUUUAACCGUUACUGGACAAGUAGUGUCUAUUAUGGAGAAUUUAUAUAAUUCACAGAUAUUACAGAGUUCUCAUUUUUCACCGUAUUUAAUUGGACUUCAUUGUCUUGUUCUCUUACUACAUGCAUUUCUCCUCACAGAUCGAACCUCACAGAUGAAAAAUACAUCUAGUCAAUGGAGUUCUAUUGUACAUACUUUAGAAGAAGCUCAACGGGUUGUAAAUUUAUGGAAAGCCUUUCAUUCAGAUUAUGCAAAAGGUAUACGUGUUAACCGAACAGGAACUCGUUGGAGUGUUAUGGCACCAUCUGUUAGUAAUCAAUCUAUUUAUCCAGCGAUAAAAUCCUCCUCACUGGAUGCUGGACGAAGUACAAUGAUUUAUAAUAAAACACUUCCUUCUACAGAUGGCACACUCCGACCAUUAGAAAUCUCUACACAAGGGGGAAUGGGAAUAGGAAUAGGAAGUGAAAUAGAUCAGAGUUACACCAAUGUACUUUCCACUGUUAGUCUUGCCGCUGCGGGAAGUGUGAUGGAGCCCCCAACUGCCAUGAUGGAUGCCACUGCAAUGAAUCUUUACACCACACGAUUUCCAGAUCCUUCUCUUGCAAGUAAUGAUAUCUCCAUUGGGGCAUUAGUGGAGGUUGGCCGUCGACAUGAUGGGAUGGAGGGUGAAGAGAAUUUGCCUGUUCAUCCUCUCUGGGAUGAGGUGUUGUUGAUGGAAUCUCUACUACGACAGGUGAAGGUGGCGAUCUCAAACGCUCUAAGAUCAGCCGCGCGUACAUAA
Messenger RNA from Trypanosoma theileri, 6753 nucleotides. RefSeq lists its product as uncharacterized. The transcript has a single exon. Gene Ontology annotation, cellular component: nuclear pore. NCBI's taxonomy places the organism in Eukaryota, Euglenozoa, Kinetoplastea, Trypanosomatida, Trypanosomatidae. The record is from RefSeq and is a predicted model, not a curated record. Bases 1 to 6753 code for a protein of 2250 amino acids.